GGCACGCGCGUGCGGGCUUCAGUGUGAUGGCUUCAGUGAGGCGCGCCCACUCUCCCGCUGCGCAUUACAUGCACUGUUUUUCAUUGUCAUUUUAUGCUUUCAUAUGAACGUUGACUCUUUCAAUAACUAAAAUGCACGUAACGGUCACCUACUUUGGGAGUUCAUACAAAUAUGGACAACACAGCGUCGUUAAAUGGCACACACGGGGAAUACAUGUAGUCCAGAGAGUCUACCAUGAAACAGCCACACAAUGGAAAUAUUAGUUCAAUCUUGGGUGACCUAAAGGCAAGAUGGGAAAAGCUCUGAGGCUGUGAGCACUUAACAUCCCCAUGUGUACCAUGAACAGCACCGCGUGGCCUUUGGACCUGGCUGAGUUUGCGAAACCUCGGGGGUUGAACAGCUCCCGAAGCCAGUCUGACUCCACGAGCGGCUGGGCCUUGAUCCACACGGCCACCCUUGCUUCUUGCUCCCUCCUGCUGGUCCUCAUCUUUUGCUUAGGUUCUUAUGGCAACUUAGUGGUUUUUUUGUCGUUCUUCGACCCGGCGUUCCGUAAGUUCCGCACCAACUUCGACUUCAUGAUCCUCAAUCUGUCCUUCUGUGACCUUUUCAUUUGCUGUGUCACCGCGCCCAUGUUUGCGCUGGUGCUCUUUUUGGAUGCUGGAGACGCUGGUGGUGGAGUUUCAAAGGGCUUCUGCUUCGCCUUCCACCUCACCAGCUCGGGCUUUAUUAUCAUGUCACUGGAGACGGUGGCUGUGAUCGCUCUGCAUCGGCUCCGCAUGGUCCUAGGUCAGCAGCCUAACCGUACGGCCUCCUUCCCUUGUACCCUGGCUCUUACGGCACUGUUAUGGACAACCAGUUUCACUCUGGCGGCAAUGGUUACUUUGCGAGCGUACCCGAGGAGCUCUGGGCCUUGCCUGCCCCACUUUGGUCUCACUGGCAACAAGGCCAAGAUGGUAUUAUAUGUGUACAUUGCAGAUUUUGCUUUCUGUGUAGGUGUGGUGUCCAUCUCUUACCUCAUGAUUGCUCAGGCACUGAGGAAGAACGCACAGGUGCGGAAGUGUCCCAUUAUCACGGUGGAUGCCACACGUCCACCCGCUUCUCAUCCGCCGCUCGUUGCCGCGGGUUUCGAGGGCAUGCAGUGUACGGUGCAGGUGCCCUCGCUUUACCGCAACCAGACGUACAACAAACUUCAGCACGUCCAGACGCACCCUUUCACCAGGAGGACCAACCAGCCCCUAGUGCCCGGGGCUGCGGCCGGAGCAACCUGCUGCCAGCUGGUUUCAAGCGUAAACCUGGCCACCGCCAAGGAUUCUAAGGCGGUGGUGACAUGCGUGGUGAUUGUCAUCUCUGUACUGCUGUGCUGUCUCCCGCUCGGCAUAUCGUUGGCACAGGACAUGGAGUCACCGGAGAGCAGCUUCGUUCACUACCAGUUUGAGCUGUGUGGAUUCGCUCUCAUAUUUCUCAAGUCCGGCAUCAACCCGUUCGUGUACUCGCGCAACAGCGCGGGUUUGAGACGCCGGGUACUCUGCUGCCUCCAGUGGAUGACGUUGGGCUUCCUGUGCUGCAAGCACAAGACACGCUUGCACGCCAUGGGAAAGGGAAGCCUGGAAGUCAAUCGUAACAAGUCCUCACACCACGAGACUAACUCUGCUUACAUGCUUUCACCGAAGCCCCAAAGGAGGUUGGUGGACCAGGCUUGUGGACCCAGUCACUCCAGGGACAGCAUGCCUAGUCCCUGCAUCACUGCCGGGCGCAAACCCAGACCCCCGAGCACAUCUACGCCCAUCAACACUCGCAUAGAGCCCUACUACAGUAUCUACAAUAGCAGUCCGUCAGCAGGACCGAGUUCCCCCAACAGCCUACAGCCGGUCAACUCUCAAACCACCGCUUUUGCAAAGAGCUACGUGGCUAUGCACUACCAUACCCACCAGGAGGUGCUGCAGGACUUUGACAGUACUUCAGCUCAUCAGAUUCCCAUCCCAUCGGUUUGAGCUUAGCACAGGAGCUUAAAACUGAGACCAUAAUACUACUCAUUUAGCAUCCUAAUGGGGCAUUUAUAGGAUUUGCUUGUGGUGACAAAUGAGAACUAAACAUGGGGAUGUUACAUUCAAAAGUACCUUUUGCUUUCCCUGAAGUGUUAAUGUUGACAUUUACUGGACUGAAGGAUGCUUUAUUUUUACAUUGACAUGCCAUUUUCAUGCAAUAGUCUUCAUUCAGAUAAUGUAUUUGUGAAAACAUCCUACAUUUUAUAUUAACUUAUUAAAUGUUUUGCAAGUGCAUUUUGCCACGUUCCAUCUAUUUAUUUUGAAACAAAUCCCUUAAUAAUGAACCAGUAUUAUAGUAUUUGUCUACCUAUAGCCUAUAUCAGUGGUUUUAAAUUGGGGUCCAGGAGGUUCUAGGGGGUCCCCACAAAAUUUCUGAGAA
Molecule: messenger RNA, 2424 nt
Organism: Paramisgurnus dabryanus
Lineage: Eukaryota; Metazoa; Chordata; Actinopteri; Cypriniformes; Cobitidae
Gene: gpr75
Product: G protein-coupled receptor 75
Biological process (GO): G protein-coupled receptor signaling pathway
Cellular component (GO): plasma membrane
Molecular function (GO): C-C chemokine receptor activity
Source: RefSeq, a predicted model, not a curated record